UAUUUAAGGCGACAGAAGGAGGGCGGUUUGAAAGCCGAGACGCAACUUCUGUCAACAUGUUUAAAAUACUUCGAAUUACCUGACAUGACAGAAAAGUCGCAUCUAAAGAAACUUGAUAUGCUAGCUGCCGUUAACCGCUUGCUAGCUGGCUAACGUUACUGCGGAUGUAUUAAGUUAGCUUUAGCUGCUGGGUGAGUUUACAUUUCAUUCCCAAUAAAUGUUGACUCUGUGAACCGCAGAACUUCACUCUUACUUUGCCGUUACUUGAUACAACACGGCGAAAAUGGCGAGUGUGCACGAAAGCUUGUAUUUCAACCCUAUGAUGACGAACGGAGUGGUCCAUGCUAACGUGUUCGGCAUUAAAGACUGGGUGACUCCGUAUAAAAUCUCCGUCCUGGCGCUGCUGUACGACAUGACCGCGUCCAAAAUCACGCUGCCUGAGAGGAGACGACUGAACAAACUCAUCCUCCCCUUGCAGCAGGGUCCUGACCUGACGCUGGGCCAGUUCCUAAAGACGGUGGAGGAGUGUUGCCCUCAGACUGCAUAUGCAGUCAAACUCCGGCUGCAUGAAAUGGCUGAUGGAGAGCUCAAAGACAUGGAGUACUUCUUUUCCACCCUUCCCACUCCAUUCACUGCUUUCGAUUCUGAGGCGUAUAAAACCAGUGUUGUAGGGCUUUUCAUGAGACACAUGCUCCUGGCCUACAACAAGUUGUCUUUCAGUCAGGUCUACAAGUUGUACAAGUCCCUGCAGCACUACUACCACAGUCACUACGCCAAGCCUGCCGACGGAACGCUUGGUCUGCCGGCACUGGUCGCUAACGACUCCGACAUGGACCUCACCAGCACUGAGGACACAGUAGGGGACAGGAUAGACCGAGACGAGCUGGACAGCCCACUGCAUGAGUCAGAGCUUCGAAAUGACAGUACUCCAAGCAGAGGUCCCCUCUCUCAAAAACAAGCGGAGUACUUCCUAGCAAGACAGGCAUAUCUUCUGAAGAAUGAUGAAAACAAAGCUCUAAAGCCUGCUGCACUGCAGGAAGAGCUCAACAACAUGCUGAAAUUUAACCCGGAUUUUGCUGAGGCGCAUUAUCUAAACUACCUGAACAACAUGAGAGUCCAGGACAUCUUCCUCUCAGCUCAUAGUCUCUUACAUUAUUUUGACCGUCUCAUCUUGUCUGGAAAUGAGGGAAAGAGCAACGGGGACGAAGGCUACGGCCGCAGUCUCCGCUACGCUGCUCUCAACCUGGCCAGCCUGCACUGUCGCUUCGGCCACUAUCAGCAGGCUGAUCUGGCUCUGCAGGAGGCUAUCCGCAUCGCCCAGGAGUCCAAUGAUCAUGUGUGCUUGCAGCACUGUCUGAGUUGGCUUUACACGCUGGAACAAAUGAAGGGAUCUGACAGCACUGUGUUAACCGAGGACUCGGUGAAAAUGGCGGCCCAUUUCUGCCUUCCUUACUUGGCAUCUCUGGGCAUUCAGUCUUUGGUCCAGCAGGGGGCGACACAAGGUAAAACAGCCCACAAACUGAUGGAUGCACUGAAGGACACGGACAUCCUGCACUGGAAGCACAGUCUGUCGGAGCUGAUCGAGAUCAGCCUGGCUCAGACUACGUCCAUAUGGAGGAUGUACGGCAAAAGCACCAUGGCUCUGCAACAAGCCCAGCUGCUUCUCAACAUGAGCAGUCUGGAGCCGGUCAACUUUGGGGUCCAGCAGAAUAACACGGAGGCGUUCGCAGUGGCUCUGUGCCACCUGGCCGAGCUCCACGCUGAGCAGGGCCUCUACUCUGCCGUUUCAGAGAUUCUCCAGCAUCUGAAAGAACAGUUUCCUCCUCACUCACAGCAUGCUAAGCUCUGGAUGCUGUGCAAUCUGAAAAUCCAGUUUGAACGACAUAUGAAUGAAGGGAAGUACCAUUUGGCAGAGCCGCUAGUUACAGCGAUGUCUGCUUUAAACAAAACAGAAGGCCUCUACAGGAAAGCUCAAGUUCUGAAGGCCCUCAACCGGAGCACUGAGGCAUACAAGAUCUUACAGCGGCUGCAAGUGCACUGUGAGAAGAGCAAAUGUACGGAGGUGGUGAUCAGAGUUAUGCUUUCUACCGCUGAGCUCCACUGGGAGUCGUCUGGCUUUUCCACCGCUCUCCCCCUCCUCCUGCAGGCCUUGGCACUGGCUAGACAGCACCACCUACAGUCUCUGGCCUCAGAGACCAUCCUCCACCUGGCCUUCACUCAGCUGAUGUUGGGGGUUCCUGAGCACGCUCUGAGUGUUCUCCAUGAAGCCAUUGAGCCUGUCCUGGCACACGGCUCGGUCAUAGACAAGGGUCGAGCCCUGCUGCUAACGGCCCGCUGUCAGAUGGCAGUGGCUGGGUUCGGGCCAAACGGACAUGGGCAAGCAGAUUUGCAUUUGGCCGCUUUGGCUGUUGACACACUAAAUGAGUCUGCAGCCUAUUUCUCCAAGCUGAGCUGUAAGGAGCGCCUGCGGGACGUCCACUACCUGCAGGCUCUGCUCCACCGUUCUCUGGGACAGACCUCGCAAUGCAACAAAAGUGCCAUGCUCUUCCGGCUGCUGGACCAGGAGCUGCAGUCACCCGCGCCACCGGUCUCCAUGAGACUGUAACUACUUUCUCUCAAAGAAGAAGCUAGAGUCAUCUCGGCUUCUAGGAAAACACACCUCUAUGGACGGCUCAGGGGAGUUGCUGCAGUUCACCACUAGAUGGCGGCAAGGAUCGGUCCUGCUCUGUCACUGAACUAUUUCAUUUGUAAAUAUUUAAGCAAUGUGGAGCUAUUUGCAUGCGAUGGCAGGCAAAUAUUUAGAGAGUUUUUCAAUACUUCAGCAACAAUCCAGGUUUGUGAUUACCCGCCUUCUGACGGAGCCGUAUUACCCUCUGCUUUUUGAUAAAUGAGGGCAAUAUCCCAGUUAGCUACGAGAUGAAUGUGUUCCAGCGGCCUGGAUGAUGAAUGAUUUGGAAAAAAAGAAGCUAGAACGAGGAGGCGGUUAUUGUUCUCAUACGUGUAAUGUAGUAAACCUCUUUUGGCUGAGAACAUUAAGGUGUUUUCACAGGCCUGUAAUCCAUUACUCACUGUUCUUUUUUAAAAAGAAAUUAAGCAAAACAUGUACAGGAAUGAUGGUAAAGUUUAGUAAUGGGUUCAGUAGUAUUUGAAAGUAGUCCGUAUUGUCUUCAACAACAAUAUCGAAGGUGCGGAGGCGGACUGGUUAUCUUGACAUCUAUGUUCACAGAAUAUUUGCCUCUUUCUGUUUACCUUUUGUACUGCCUUUCCAAGUUCCUGUUUAGUGAGUUGAAGUACCAUGUUUGGCUUUGUUUCAGUUACAGCUUAAACAAAUGACAGUAAAAGCAGGGCUGUUUUCAAUGUAAAUAGCCAGCGGAGAUGUGUGAUACAUGCAGCUCUCACACGCUGCUUCAGCCACUGGGCCAUAAUAAACCUAGAUUAUAGAUUAUAACUAAUUUUGUGUGGCACAGUUGGUUGAGAGGUUUGGUUUAAAAAAUGAUGACCUGUCACCACCUUUCCUGCCUUUACCCAAAGAAUAUUUGUUGUUGGUAUAAUUUGCUUAAUUUGGAUCCAAAUCACUAAUUCGUAUGUCAAGUGGCACUGAACCAUUUACAGAAAAAUGAGUUUUAAUUGACGCUGCUGGUUGGAAAGUGCUUUUGAUGCCGCAGAGCAAUUUAAGUUGAGAAUUUUCUACCAACUGUGAGGAUAUUUAAGCUCUUUUAAACUUAAAAAGAUGAAAAAGCAACAAAAAAUAAAUUCCAAGGGUAACUGGUACUUGUUGUUUUUUUUGUUUUUUUAUAAGAAUACUAAUAGAAACUCUGGACAGUGAAAGUCAUUGUCUUCAGCCUUGGUUGAACCACAGUCCAAAAAGAACUUUUCUCAUGAGCCUCCACAGAUUAGUUUUAUGUUUAUUGUUGGUUUGAUAGCAGAAUUACAGAAAGACAACUAGCCUGACUUUCAUGAAACUUGGUGAAAGGGUGUAGAAUAUAUAUGUAUAUAAUUGA
Molecule: messenger RNA, 4001 nt
Organism: Gasterosteus aculeatus aculeatus (three-spined stickleback)
Lineage: Eukaryota; Metazoa; Chordata; Actinopteri; Perciformes; Gasterosteidae
Source: RefSeq, a predicted model, not a curated record